AUGUCAAGCAAACUAUCGAUACAGUCACUUGACAGCUCGUCGGGACGCGACCGACGCAACUCGGCGUCGUCGACAUCGUCGUCGUCGCCAUUCCUCAACAAUAGCUUCAGAUCACACACGGCGCCACGCAACUAUCCUCCCGCCAUCCAGUUGGAGGAUAUGGGUUCGUGUUCCAGCACACCACCCGUCGACGCCGCCGCACUCGACGAAACAUACACCAACGCGCCACCUCCCAACUUCUUCCGCAAGAUCUAUAACAGACUGAUGAGCGGCGACAACUUCAAAGGCAACUCAAGAAAUGUAUAUAUAAACGACAUGGAACGCAAUCGAGAGUACAAGUACUGCGGCAACACGGUGACGACUUCAAAGUACACAUUGAUCACAUUCCUGCCGAAGAACUUAUUCGAGCAGUUCUGCAGAUUGGCCAACUUCUACUUCCUCAUCAUCUCGGCCAUUCAAAUCAUACCUGGCAUCUCUCCAACGGGUCGCUUCACAACUCUCGGCCCACUGCUGGUGGUGCUGGCCAUCACAGCCAUCAAAGAGGCCUACGAGGACUUCCGUCGACAUCGCCAAGAUGACCGCGUCAACAACUGCCACACCGAAGUACUGCGAGGAUCAACCUUUGUCGACGAGCGUUGGAAGAAUCUCAAGGUUGGCGACAUUGUCAAAGUACUCAACAGACAGUACAUCCCGGCGGACCUCGUGGUGCUGGCCUCCAGCGAGCCCCAGUCCACAUGUUACGUCGAGACUGCAAACCUUGAUGGUGAGACGAACUUAAAGUUGAAGCAGGGACUGAAUGAGACAGCACAGUAUAACAGCUUGGACAACUUGGCAACGAUCAAUUCAAACAUUGAAUGCGAACAUCCAAAUAAUAGACUGUACUCAUUCAUUGGAUCAAUGUACUUGGAUGGCAAGGGACAUCCAUUGUCCGCGCGUCAGGUACUGAUGCGUGGCUCACUACUGCGCAACACCAAGUGGAUAUAUGGCGUUGUGAUCUACAGUGGCCGCGACACCAAGCUGAUGCGCAACUCUAGCGACACACCUUCCAAGCGCAGUGGCGUCGAGAAGAAGACAAACGUCUUCAUCCUUAUAAUCUUCAUCCUGCAGAUGCUGCUGUGUCUGGGCGCGGCGAUCGCCAACGGCGUGUGGAACAACCGCCACGUCGACGACUGGUACCUGCUGUGGAGCGACCAGUCGCCUGUUAAGAACGGCGCCAUGUCCUUCCUGACAUUCCUCAUCCUGUUCAACAACAUUAUCCCCAUCUCGCUGUACGUCUCAAUGGAGUUUGUCAAGGUCUUCCAGGCGUUCUUCAUCAACAACGACCAGCAGAUGUACCACGCCGACAACGACACGCCAGCACUGGCGCGCACAUCCAACCUCAACGAGGACCUUGGCCAGAUCGACUACAUAUUCAGUGACAAGACUGGCACGCUAACGCAGAACAAGAUGGAGUUCAAGAAGUGCUCAAUUGGUGGAGUGUCAUAUGGCAGCGGCAUGACAGAGGCUACAAUGGGCGCAAUGAUGCGCGAGGGAGCAAUGAUUAGCGAUCAACCAGCGCAACAACAACAACUGAACAAUGAUCCAACAACAAACAGCAGCAACGAGCUGCUUGGAGCCAGCAACUGCGAGUCACCACCCUUGUCAGCGUCGAGCUUCAGGGACGCCAAGCUCAAUGCGAACCUCAACAGCGAGGACCUCAACAUGUCCAAGUUGAUAAAGGAGUUCUUUAGCGUGUUGGCCGUGUGCCACACGGUCGUGCCCGAGGAGGAGAAUGGCGUCAUCACCUACCAGGCGUCCUCGCCCGAUGAGUCGGCCCUGGUCACUGCCGCCAAAGAGGUCGGCUUUAACUUUUGUCGCAGGAGUCUCAAGUCGGUCACUAUCAUCGACCCCAAUGGCCAGGAGCUUGAGUUCCAGAUCCUCAACAUCCUCGAGUUCAACUCGGUCAGGAAGAGAAUGUCUGUAAUCGUGCGCCAUCCAGAUGGCCGUCUGCUUCUCUACACCAAGGGUGCCGACACGGCCAUCUUUGAGCGUCUGGCGCCCAACCAGACAUUCGCCGACAGCACCAUCAAUCACCUGCAGGAGUACGCAUCGGAGGGUCUCAGGACGCUGUGCGUAGCGUACCGCGAGAUUGAGCCGGCCGUCUACGAGUCCUGGUCGUCCGAUUACUACACUGCAUCCAACACAAUUAUUGGCCGCGAGGCAGCACUCGACCGCAUGGCCGAGGCCAUCGAGCGCAAACUGAUCUUGCUAGGUGCGACAGCCAUCGAGGAUCGACUGCAGGUGGGCGUGCCCGAGUCCAUUGCCAGUCUGCGCGAGGCAGGCAUCAAGCUAUGGGUGCUUACUGGUGACAAGCAAGAGACAGCAAUCAAUAUUGGAUACGCAUGCCGUCUUCUCACGAACAACAUGGAGCUGCUCGUCGUCAACGAGUCGUCGAUCGAGAACACGGACCGCGAGCUCAAGCGUCUGGUCGAGGAGUACCGCAACGGUCACCCCACCAAGGACCUGGCGCUGAUCAUCGAUGGAUCGACGCUGGUCUACGUGCUGGAGAACAAAGAGAUGGCGCUCAUGAUGCUCAAGAUCUCGGAGCGCUGCAAGUCUGUGAUCGCCUGUCGUGUAUCCCCUUCGCAAAAGGCUGACAUCGUUGGUCUGGUGCGCGACAACUUGGACGCCGUCACCCUGGCCAUUGGAGACGGUGCCAACGACGUCAACAUGAUACAGCGCGCACACGUGGGCAUUGGCAUCAGUGGUGAGGAGGGUCUGCAGGCUGCGCGUUGCUCCGACUAUGCUAUCGCGCAGUUCCGCUUCCUCACACGCCUGCUGCUGGUGCACGGCCGCUACAGCUACCGUCGCAUCUCCAAGCUGAUCGCCUACUGCUUCUACAAGAACAUCACGCUGUACAUCACACAGUUCUGGUUCACAAUCUUCAACGGAUGGUCGGGCCAGACGUACUACGAGCGCUACACACUCACAUUGUACAACAUCCUUUGGACCUUCUUCCCGAUCAUCGUCUUUGGCAUUCUGGACAAGGACGUCAGCGAGCAAUCAAUCAUGGACCAUCCGCACUUGUACAGCUCGGGCCCGCGCCACCAUCACUUCAACAUCAAGGUGUUCUGGGGUUGGAUAUGCAACGGUGUGUUCCACUCGUUCGUCCUCUACGCAUUGCCCAUGGGCAUCUACCACCGCGCUGUGCCAUUCGCCAGUGGCUUCACUAUCGACCUGAUCUCAGUGGGCAUCAUUACCUACGCCUGCGUUGUCAUCACAGUCAACUGCAAGCUGGCACUGGAGACGCGCUUCUGGACCUGGAUCAACCAUCUGGCCACCUGGGGCAGCAUCGUCCUUUUCUUCAUCUGGCUGAUGGCUUUUGGCAAGUUCGAGGACAUCAAUCAGUCUCUGGGCGUUGGUGUGGACAUCUACGACAUCAUCUUCAACGUUGGUAAGGCACCCCUAUUCUACCUGACCCUUGUGAUCGUGCCUGUCGUAUGUCUAUACAGAGAUUAUACAUGGAAGUUUGUGAACCGUUAUGCCCUUCCACAGGCCUACCACAUUGUACAAGAGUUAGACAGCAGUCAUUCGAGUAAACAGAUUGAGACCAAGCUGCGAUACACUGGAUAUGCAUUCUCGCAAGAGCCAGGACAGGCAGACUACAUCAACAAUAAAUUUGUUGUCUAA
This is a messenger RNA of Acytostelium subglobosum LB1, 3669 nucleotides long. RefSeq lists its product as hypothetical. Gene Ontology annotation, molecular function: ATP binding; ATP hydrolysis activity; ATPase-coupled intramembrane lipid carrier activity. Bases 1 to 3669 code for a protein of 1222 amino acids. Gene Ontology annotation, biological process: phospholipid translocation. The record is from RefSeq and is a predicted model, not a curated record. Lineage: Eukaryota; Evosea; Eumycetozoa; Acytosteliales; Acytosteliaceae. The transcript is spliced from 5 exons. Gene Ontology annotation, cellular component: plasma membrane.